AUGAUUUCUCAAGAAGCUCAAUAUCCCCUAGAAGGGGGAUGCGACUGCAAAGCAGUACGAUAUCAAAUACAAACUGCGCCCCUAUUUGUCCACUGCUGCCACUGCACCUGGUGCCAACGAGAAACCGGCUCGGCCUUCGCCAUAAACAUCCUUAUCGAAGCUGACCGCGUAACCCUCCUACAAGAGGAAAAGAACGAUCCCGAACUUGAAGUUGUCAACGCUCCAUCCCAGAGCGGUGCCGGCCAGAAGAUCUCCAGAUGCAAAAAAUGCCAUGUCGCCGUCUGGAGCACCUACGGAGGCCUCGGCCCGGUUGUACGAUUAGUCCGCGCAGGCACGCUCGACCAGGCCUCUUUGGUCUCGCCGGACGUCCAUAUCUAUACCAACACCAAAGUUCCCUGGCUUACCUUUCCGGAUAGUGUACCGGUGUUUGAAGCAUUUUAUGGCCUCGAGCAGGAAUGGCCAGAGGAGAGCCUUGCGCGGAAAAAGGCGUUUAUGCCUCCAGUGGAAGAGGAUAAGCGGCAGAGUGCAUCAAGGAAACAAUGA
Messenger RNA from Histoplasma capsulatum G186AR, 543 nucleotides. RefSeq names its product glutathione-dependent formaldehyde-activating. The transcript is spliced from 2 exons. Gene Ontology annotation, molecular function: carbon-sulfur lyase activity. The record is from RefSeq and is a predicted model, not a curated record. Lineage: Eukaryota; Fungi; Ascomycota; Eurotiomycetes; Onygenales; Ajellomycetaceae. Bases 1 to 543 code for a protein of 180 amino acids.